AUGGCAACCAGCUGGUCACAAGUUUACAAACAAAAGUUUUUCGCCGUUUGUAAAUACAGGUGUAAACAUUGCAAACUGUUGGCACAUUUAGUCAGUUUAACUCAUAACUUUAAACCUCGUAGAUAUUACCAAGUAAUAUAGACAUGGUUAUAAAAACAUUUCGUAAUUAAAGUAACAAAUUUAGCUACGGUUUUGGAUCACAGAAAGUUAAAUAGUUUGAAUUUUAAAGUUUUUCCCUUAACCAGAUAAUAUUUAAUUCGCAAUGGAAACCACGAGUGGAGAGCAUACUUUUGAAAUCAAACAGGAAACGGACCAGGAGGAAAUCAACAUAAAAAACUUUCUCGUCGAAUUACACACUUUGCGGGGCGUUCUUACAGAUGCGGAAUCCAAAUUUGGGCUUAUUUCGAGCAAGUGUGUCAGAUAUUUGGAAGAUUACGAUUUAUCUUGCGACCUCCACCGCAUGAUGAUUGACGGACUAAAAUCCAUUAGCACCGGAUUAGACGAGGUCGAGCAGAAAUUUAGGGCCAAAUAUGACCUCAAUCAAGCACGGAAGGAUGAUGACAAUGCUUUAUUCCAAUUGUUGCUGAGUCAUGAAGUUACCAUGAAGUCGGAGGGGGACGAGGAGGGGGAUAAUGCUGACAAUAAACCGUCCGGAUCGACUUCCAAGCCAGCUUCGUCUCCUGAGAAGGCCACGGCAUCCAGCGAUUUUGAUUCCGACGAUGAAAUUCCUAACCCACACAUUCCUCACUACUAUUACGAGUCACCCUGUGACGACGACGACCAUGAUAAGGACGACCUUACCCCUGGACCUCUAACCCUUCAACCGCGCUCCAUCCGAAUCCGAAAUCUGAUUAAAACCCGGCGUAGCGUGACUACCACCCGUAAAACAAAGCACCCUCCACCCCCAAAAAUACAAAUCACCCGCCAAAAAAAGUUGUCAAAUCCCGCCACCUCCACCGAUCAACCUCCAACUUUAAACCCUCCCGCCGUCUCACAAUUAACCCAAGAAUCCACCCGACCCCUCAAAAAGCGCGGUCGCAAACCCACCCUGGACAAGUCCCCCGUUUCGUGCCCCAUCUGCCACAAAACCUUAGCAUACAACGGGCUCGCCCUGCACACCCAGCGCUGCCACACCGUGCGCCCCAUGGACUUUAAGUGCACCCUCUGCCCACGCGAAUUCCCGACGAAGGGGCAGCUCAAAAACCACGCCAAAAUCCACUCCGAGUGCAAAUCCUUCGUCUGCGAGCUUUGCGGAUGGUCGUUCCACCUCAACUCGAAUUUGCAACAGCACAUGCGCAAACAUCAGGAUGAGCGCCCCUUCAAAUGCACGCAGUGCGAGGACACGUUCAAAUUCAGCCAGGCGCUGAGCCUCCACGUGCAAGCGAUCCACUCAGAAAAGUCGAAUCAGUGCACACUCUGCGGAAAAUUGUUUGGCACGCUGACAAAAUUGAAGUCGCAUGAGCGCUGUGUUCACCAGGGAGUGAGGAGUUACCCGUGUCACCUGUGUGGGAAAGCGUUCAAGAGGGGAGAUAAUUUAAAAUAUCAUGUUAAAACGCAUUCAAAUCCGGCCAGUAAAUAUAGAGGGUUGAAUAAGCCUAGAGUUUAAAGUUUUUGGUGCAAAAAAUCUAUAUAAAUUGGAAAUAUGUGAGAUGGUUUUGUUACAAAUUAUGAUUUGUUUAAAUAGUGUCUGCAUGUAGGCUCGGUACAUACUUUAAUUUGUGUAAGUUUUAUUUCUUAUGCACAUAUUAUCUUUUCUGUUUGAGAGGUGAAACUUUAAAUCAUGGAAUAAGUUAGAAAUCUUGUAAAUAUUAAAUUGUAUGUACUUAUAUGUAUGCAUCACGGCUGGUUUCUUGCGUAUUUUAAUUCUUCUUAUUCAUUCGGCCAAUGAAUUUUAGUGAAAUAAAUCGUAUCGAUUUACUAUGUAAA
This is a messenger RNA of Folsomia candida, 1926 nucleotides long. Its product is annotated as zinc finger protein 358. NCBI's taxonomy places the organism in Eukaryota, Metazoa, Arthropoda, Collembola, Entomobryomorpha, Isotomidae. The coding region runs from base 263 to 1606 and encodes 447 amino acids. The transcript has 5 exons. The record is from RefSeq and is a predicted model, not a curated record. Gene Ontology annotation, biological process: regulation of transcription by RNA polymerase II. Gene Ontology annotation, molecular function: DNA-binding transcription factor activity, RNA polymerase II-specific; RNA polymerase II transcription regulatory region sequence-specific DNA binding. Gene Ontology annotation, cellular component: nucleus.